Molecule: messenger RNA, 3968 nt
Organism: Piliocolobus tephrosceles (Ugandan red Colobus)
Lineage: Eukaryota; Metazoa; Chordata; Mammalia; Primates; Cercopithecidae
Gene: NRG3
Product: neuregulin 3
Exons: 11
Coding region: 886-2406 (506 amino acids)
Biological process (GO): nervous system development; animal organ development; intracellular signal transduction
Molecular function (GO): chemorepellent activity
Source: RefSeq, a predicted model, not a curated record
GAUUUGCAUGCGGCCGCCGCGGCCGCUGCCUGCGCCCGAGCCCGCCGCCGCCGCCGGAGCCCGCGUCCGCGCCCGACCCGCGCGGCCCCAUGCCUCUGGCGCGGCCCUCGUGGGGGCGAAGGUGAAGACCGGCUCCUAGGAUGAGUGAAGGGGCGGCCGCUGCCUCGCCACCUGGUGCCGCUUCGGCAGCCGCCGCCUCGACCGAGGAGGGCACCGCGGCGGCUGCGGCGGCGGCAGCGGCGGGCGGGGGCCCGGACGGCGGCGGCGAAGGGGCGGCCGAGCCCCCCCGGGAGUUACGCUGUAGCGACUGCAUCGUGUGGAACCGGCAGCAGACGUGGCUGUGCGUGGUACCUCUGUUCAUCGGCUUCAUCGGCCUGGGGCUCAGCCUCAUGCUUCUCAAAUGGAUCGUGGUGGGCUCCGUCAAGGAGUACGUGCCCACCGACCUAGUGGACUCCAAGGGGAUGGGCCAGGACCCCUUCUUCCUCUCGAAGCCCAGCUCUUUCCCCAAGGCCAUGGAGACCACCACCACUACCACCUCCACCACGUCCCCCGCCACCCCCUCCGCCGGGGGUGCCGCCUCCUCCAGGACGCCCAACCGGAUUAGCACUCGUCUGACCACCAUCACGCGGGCGCCCACUCGCUUCCCCGGGCACCGGGUGCCCAUCCGGGCCAGCCCGCGCUCCACCACAGCACGGAACACUGCGGCCCCCUCGACGGUCCUGUCCACCACGGCACCGUUCUUUAGUAGCAGCACGCCGGGCUCCCGACCCCCGGUGCCAGGAACCCCAAGUACCCAGGCAAUGCCCUCCUGGCCCACUGCGGCAUACGCUACCUCCUCCUACCUUCACGAUUCUACUCCCUCGUGGACCCUGUCUCCCUUUCAGGAUGCUGCCUCCUCUUCCUCUUCUUCCUCCUCCUCUACCACCACCACACCAGAAACCAGCACCAGCCCCAAAUUUCAUCAAUGUAAUCAUCUGGCAUUAUUUUCCUUCUGCCUGGACGACUUUCUUUAACAUUUCAAGUUGUGUGUGUCUGCUGCUGAUGAAUUUAUACAAAUUUUGUCGUAGAGACAGGAGGCAUGCCAUACAUGGCAACAUGGGGAAGACCAGAGUGGUCAGGAGGCAGAAACAGGAGCAAGAUGCAACGACGUAUUCCACAGAGCGAUCCGAGCACUUCAAACCCUGCCGAGACAAGGACCUUGCAUACUGUCUCAACGAUGGCGAGUGCUUUGUGAUCGAAACCCUGACCGGAUCCCAUAAACACUGUCGGUGCAAAGAAGGCUACCAAGGAGUCCGUUGUGAUCAAUUUCUGCCGAAAACUGAUUCCAUCUUAUCGGAUCCAACAGACCACUUGGGGAUUGAAUUCAUGGAGAGUGAAGAAGUUUAUCAAAGGCAGGUGCUGUCAAUUUCAUGUAUCAUCUUUGGAAUUGUCAUCGUGGGCAUGUUCUGUGCAGCAUUCUACUUCAAAAGCAAGAAACAAGCUAAACAAAUCCAAGAGCAGCUGAAAGUGCCACAAAAUGGUAAAAGCUACAGUCUCAAAGCAUCCAGCACAAUGGCAAAGUCAGAGAACUUGGUGAAGAGCCAUGUCCAGCUGCAAAAUUAUUCAAAGGUGGAAAGGCAUCCUGUGACUGCAUUGGAGAAAAUGAUGGAAUCAAGUUUUGUCGGCCCCCAGUCAUUCCCUGAAGUCCCUUCUCCUGACAGAGGAAGCCAGUCUGUCAAACACCACAGGAGUUUAUCCUCUUGCUGUAGCCCAGGGCAAAGGAAUGGCAUGCUCCAUAGGAAUGCCUUCAGAAGGACACCCCCGUCACCCCGAAGUAGGCUAGGUGGAAUUGUGGGACCAGCAUAUCAGCAACUCGAAGAAUCAAGGAUCCCAGACCAGGAUACGAUACCUUGCCAAGGGUAUUCAUCCAGUGGUUUAAAAACUCAACGAAAUACAUCAAUAAAUAUGCAACUGCCUUCAAGAGAGACAAACCCCUAUUUUAAUAGCUUGGAGCAAAAGGACCUGGUGGGCUAUUCAUCCACAAGGGCCAGUUCUGUGCCCAUCAUCCCUUCAGUGGGUUUAGAGGAAACCUGCCUGCAAAUGCCAGGGAUUUCUGAAGUCAAAAGCAUCAAAUGGUGCAAAAACUCCUAUUCAGCUGACGUUGUCAAUGUGAGUAUUCCAGUCAGCGAUUGUCUUAUAGCAGAACAACAAGAAGUGAAAAUAUUGCUAGAAACUGUCCAGGAGCAGAUCCGAAUUCUGACUGAUGCCAGACGGUCAGAAGACUACGAACUGGCCAGCGUAGAAACCGAGGACAGUGCAAGCGAAAACACAGCCUUUCUCCCCCUGAGUCCCACGGCCAAAUCAGAACGAGAGGCACAAUUUGUCUUAAGAAACGAAAUACAAAGAGACUCUGCAUUGACCAAGUGACUGGAGAUGCAGGAAUCUGUGCAUUCUAUGCUUUGCUCAACAGGAAAGAGAGGAAAUCAAAUACAAAUUAUUUAUAUGCAUUAAUUUAAGAGCAUCUACUUAGAAGAAACCAAAUAGUCUAUCGCCCUCAUAUCAUAGUGUUUUUUAACAAAAUAUUUUUUUAAGGGAAAGAAAUGUUUCAGGAGGGAUAAAGCUUACCAUUAAAGCUUUGGGGUAGAAUUCUGAAUCCAAUUUCAGUUAGUCCCAACACUGUCCUCUUAGGCUCUUAGAAGAUGUGGGCAAUUCAGAUCCUUGGCCCCACAAGUGCCAGUGUCUAAUUAAAACACACUGGUUUCAAAAAGAGGAGAGCUGCAUCCUGCAGGUGGAUGCACCAGUGAGCAGGUGGCCCUUGCCAUUUGGCUUGCCAGUCCCAAGCCCUAAAUUUCUAUUCACCCAAUAACCUCAUCACAGGUUAUGUCAUGUCGAGAAAUGUAGUGUUUUCUAUUUGAUUUUUGAAGAAUGCCACAAAAGACUCUGCAAUGGGAAGGAGGACAGGAGAUAGAAGGAGAAACCGGGGGCAAUCUUAACUACUCUUGUGUGCCACCUUCCUCUGAGAUUUGAAUGCACAGAUCUCAGCUGGAGGUAUGAAAUUAUUACGGAAAAAGAGACAAACAAGUCACUAUGUCGUGUCACUAAAAUCAUGCUAAUAGAAAUGUUUUUCCUUGAGAUUGUUUAGAGGCUCUGGAGGAGCGUUUCUCAGUUUUUGUGUGCCUGUGUGCACAUGUGUGCGCGAGCGUGUGUGUGUGUGGACUUGCUCACGCGGACACAUAUGCUGUAAGCACAUGUGUUCAUUGUGCGUAUGUGUGUGCAUGUGUGCGCGUAUUACGCUUGCUAAAAUUUGUUCUGAAACAUCAGGGAAUCUAAUAUUCAGAAAAAAUAUUUCCCUCUUAGAUCUGUUCACUUUAAAUUUUUCCAUUAAGUAUAAAGUUCAGUUAGUUCUUAAAUCAAGGUCACUUGCAUGGUGGGGUCGUAUAAAACUCUUGACACUGUCUAGACCAUUUUCUGAUGUGAAUACUUUUGAGAGGAUCAACUAUUGGCUCAUUAAUGAUAUCAGUAUCAUAAGGUGAGUUAAUUGAGGGUGUGUGCUUAUUUUGAAUCAUGCCUACUUAAAUUAUUAACACAAGACAAUUAACAAAUUGACAGUUAUCAUUUGCUUUCUCAUCAUCCUCAUUGCUUUUUAUUUUAUAGCAAGUCUACUACAUGUGGACCAAGGCUUUGGCUUCUGUGGUUAGUAUGGGAAGAAUAAAUUGUUGAAAUAAAAAACCCAGACUAUUCAGUUCACAAGAAGCCCCCCAAAAGAACAGUAAAUUGUGUUGUAUGUUCAUUUGGAAUAAAGCAAUAUUUUUACCACUGCUAAGGUGAACUGAAACCUCUCCUGAAGAUUUGUCUGUUUAUUUACCCUCACUUUCAUGGGACAUAUGAGGAAAUUAGUGUUCACAUACCCAGUCUUUUUUCAAUUAUUGGUGGUAUUGAGUUGUUAUGUUUACACUGUUUUAAAUAAAAAGGCACCGUAUUUGAAAGCA